AUGACAAAUAUUUUACUUGACGAGGGAGCACAGAAUUCAUUCAUAACUGAAGAUUUAGCUAGAAAAUUAGAAAUUGAGUCCACCGAAAAGAUUGCACUGAAAAUAUCUGGAUUUGGAGGAAACGAAGGACAAGUUCGUCAUCUUGAUAAAGCAAACAUAGCUAUUGAAACAGUUGACAAUCAAAGAAUAGAAAUUGAAGUAAUAAUUGUACCGAAAAUUGCCGCUCCUAUUCAGACAAAAUCACAAAAGGAAAUCAAAGCACUGCCAUACUUACGUGGUUUACGACUCGCACAUCCGAUAUGCGCAGAAGACAAGUUUAACAUAUCUUUAUUGAUUGGCGCAGACUAUUACUGGUCAAUAGUUGAAGAUGAAAUAAUAAGAGGAAAUGGACCGACCGCAGUUAAGUCGAAAAUUGGUUACCUCUUGUCGGGACCCGUACUUACUAAGAACGGAAGUACUUCAAAACAGUCAGCAAUGCUGAAUAUUUUGACUGAUCACAGAGCCGUUGUUUGCGACUUGGAAAAGUUUUGGAACUUAGAAGCGUUGGGGGUUUCAGGAAGCGAUACCAUUAAAAGUCAGUCUGAAGUUGUACGAGAAUACGGAGAAAAGUCUAUAAUACUAGAAAAUGGAAAGUACACAGCUAAGUUACCAUGGAAACCAGAUUUCCUUCCGCUGCCGCAUAACUUGGAAUUGGUUAAACAGAGGACAGGAAGCGUUAUUAGACGUCUAGCAAACAAACCUGAUUUAUUAAAAAUAUAUGGAGAUAUCAUAAUGGAGCAGGAGAGAAGACAUUUUAUUGAAAAGGUUGAGGAAACAAAACUUCCUACCGAUCGACCCGUGCACUAUAUCCCGCAUCAUCCUGUUUCAAAGGAAUCAUCUACUACGCCAAUACGCAUUGUUUAUGAUUGUAGCUGCAAAGAUGGAAGAGAUAAUCCAAGUCUAAAUGAAUGCUUAGAAUCACACCCACCUGUUAUGAAUGACAUUACGGGAAUACUUAUGAGAUUUCGCGCUAAGAAAUAUGCUACAACAUCAGAUUUAGAAAAGGCAUUUCUACAAAUACAGCUCGACGAGAAAGACCGAGAUGCAACGAGGUUCUUAUGGCUUAGCGAUCCUACAAACACAUCAAGUCCGCUAAUAACAUAUCGAUUCAAGUCCGUACUCUUCGGAGCUACAUGUUCGCCAUUCAUUUUGAGCGCCACACUUCUCAAGCACUUUAAAGAAAAUCCGGGAAAACUUUCAGAUACACUUGAAAAUGGGUUAUAUGUGGACAACAUUUUAACUAGCUUUGAUAACGAAAAUGACGUAAUAGAUUAUUACAGGAGAUCGAGAGAAUUACUUACGAAAGGCGGAUUCAACCUACGCUCAUGGAAUUCAAACAGUCCAAAAUUACAAGAAAUCGCUAGCAAAGAAAAAACCUUAGACAAAGAUGAGCUUACUAAAAUUCUUGGUAUGCAAUGGAACGCUAAAUCGGACAAGCUGUUUUAUCAAAGUAACACGUUCGAGAUGGACAAAAAAGGAAAACUGACUAAAAGAUAUAUUUUACGGCAAUCAUCCAAGAUUUUCGAUCCGUUAGGAUUAUUAAGCCCAGUUACUGUAAAAGCGAAAAUCUUUAUGCAAUCACUUUGGAAGCUAAACUUGGAGUGGGACGAAAUAUUACCGGAAGAUAUCCAAUCAAAAUGGAUAUUAAUUUCACGAGAUCUAGCAACGAGCUUAGAAACAGAGAUUCAUCGAAGUACUCAAACACAGAAAGAGAAUAACAGAAAUUUACCAACUCUUCAUGUAUUUACCGAUGCUUCAACUCAUGCGUACGGCGCAUGCGCGUACAUCUUGUAUGACAGAAAACCAACAAUAGUAAUGGCAAAGAAUCGAGUUGCGCCUAUCAAGACUAUAACUUUACCAAAACUAGAGCUUAUGGGGGCUGUAAUUGGAGCAAGACUUGCUGAUCAUGUCUGCAAAAACUUUCCAGAAACUUUCAGUGAAAUACAAUUUUGGAGUGAUAGUCAAAUCGUACUAAGUUGGCUUACAUCCGUAAAACCACAGAGACAAUUUAUCAGAAAUAGAAUUGAAGAAAUUAAAAGUUUGUGUGGAGAUAAUGUAUGGAGAUACUGCCCUACAAAAGACAACCCCGCAGAUCUGCUUACACGUGGUAUAACAUCUGAAGAACUGCAACAGAAUGAAAUGUGGUUUAGUGGACCUAAAUGGUUAAACAGCAAAGAAGAUUGGCCGACAUGGAACGGAAACAACGUAACGUCUAGUGUAUGUACAACUAUGUCGGAGAACGAUGACAAAAUUGAAACUAUGGAGAAUAAUCAAAAUGUACGUAUUGGUAUAGGAGAAAUCAUAGAUAUCGAACGGUACAAUUCUUAUAGAAAACUAACCCACAUUACCGCAUAUGUAAUGAGAUUCGCAACAAACUGCAAAGCAACAGAAACUGAACGAAAGAAAGAUUUGUUACGUAGUGAUGAAAUUAAAAAUGCAAAAUUCCUAUGGAUAAGAUAUACACAAGGUAAAAUAUUUAGUGACGAAAUAAAUUGUAUAGAUAAUUCUACAAAACGUAAAACACUUGUGCGACAAUUAAAGCUCUUUCUAGACGAAAAGCAAUGUUUACGAUGUGGUGGCCGCCGAAUAGACAAUGCGACAGUAGGAGAAACAGUCAAGUUUCCAUAUCUGUUACCGGCAAAGGACCGUCUCACACAUUUGAUAGUGUUAGAAGCACAUGAGAACACACAACAUUCAGGAAUAAAUAUCACUCUAGCAUACAUACAACAAACAUUUUGGAUUCCGAAAUUAAGACAGUGCGUGAAAUCUAUAUUGUCGAAAUGUGUAACGUGCCGAAAAGUAAUCGGAAAAUCUUAUCCCGCACCAGAAAUUCCACCAUUACCAAAAGAGAGAGUUCAAGAUGCCACACCCUUUAGCAUCACCGGUGUAGACUUCACAGGUGCGUUAACGACAAGAAACAGACACAACGAAGAAUCGAAGGUUUACAUUUGCCUAUUUACAUGUGCUGUCACUCGAGCAGUACAUUUGGAAUUAGUUUACGAUCUCAGCGAAGAAUCUUUUUUAUUGUGUUUCCGGAGAUUUGUAAGUCGACGAUCAGUGCCGAAAAUUAUGAUGUCAGAUAAUGCGUUAACAUUUAAAGCUGCUUCAAUCGAAAUUUCACGACUUUGCAAUUCUAAAAAAGUUAAAGAAAAUAUUCAGAAUUAUGGCAUUGAAUGGAAAUUCAUCCCAAAUAGAGCUCCAUGGUUCGGGGGCAUGUGGGAAAGAAUGAUUGGCUUAACAAAAACAUCACUUAAGAAAGUAUUAGGACGUGCACAUGUUAACGACGAGACUCUAAGGACCGUAUUAACAGAGAUCGAAGCCACACUCAACGAUCGACCAGUGACGUAUAUUUCAACAGAUAUCAGAGAUCCGGAGCCGCUUACACCAUCCCAUCUUAUACAUGGACGAAGAAUAACAACUUUACCCUAUGUAUCGUCUUAUAGUGCUAUUGACAAUCUAAAUGUUUGUGAAUUAACACACACAAACUUGAACAAUCAAGCGAUACGACAGAGACAAUUGAUUGAGAACUUCUGGACAAGAUGGAAAGGAGAAUACCUUACUUCAUUGCGAGAAUAUCACCAAAGAGCUGGAGUCGACGUUCGGAAGAUCAAAGAAGGCGAUGUCGUUCAGAUACACGACGAAUCAAAGCGCGUGCAUUGGAAACUUGGAGUUGUGCAGGACACUAUUAAAGGCAAGGACGGCUUAGUACGCGUCGCUAUGGUGCGUACCAAAUCAGGAAUUACAAAUCGACCCGUGACGAAACUCUACCCAUUAGAAGUCAACAGCAUGGACUGUUAUUUGAGACGAAGUGAACGAAGAAACUAA
Messenger RNA from Mytilus trossulus (common blue mussel), 3864 nucleotides. RefSeq lists its product as uncharacterized. The coding region runs from base 1 to 3864 and encodes 1287 amino acids. Gene Ontology annotation, biological process: DNA integration. NCBI's taxonomy places the organism in Eukaryota, Metazoa, Mollusca, Bivalvia, Mytilida, Mytilidae. Gene Ontology annotation, molecular function: nucleic acid binding. The record is from RefSeq and is a predicted model, not a curated record. The transcript has a single exon.